AUGAAUCACAACACCAACAUCCACUUUGGGAACCGGACACUGAUCCCACACGAUCUCCACGGCCGGAGUUACCAAGACCCAGCCGUAAGCAUCGUGCCACAUCCGUUCCCUCCCAACCGCGCUCAUCCGACGUUUGAAGGACCUAGCCGAGACGAGCAUCAUUACCAUCAUCAUCAAAACCGACCUCCGGUUUAUCAUCAACCACCUAGACCAGUGUUGCAUUCACACCACGACCAUGUUCUCAAUAGGCGGAGAGAUAGCCAUUUCGAUGCCGUGCUUGAGGGUUUCAUGGAGAGCCAAAGAAGAACUAGCCGCGACAUUGAGACAAAGCUAGAGUUCACGCGAUACGAACUAGAUGGAAGACUUGGAGAACUCUCUACCCAAAUAGAGAAGAGUAGAGUCAAGAUGCUUGGACAUGGAGGAAGAUUUGAAGAAGCAAGGCGAGGCCAUUGA
Microthlaspi erraticum is the source of this 453-nucleotide messenger RNA. NCBI's taxonomy places the organism in Eukaryota, Viridiplantae, Streptophyta, Magnoliopsida, Brassicales, Brassicaceae. The record is from the annotation of a GenBank genome assembly.